This is a messenger RNA of Elephantulus edwardii (Cape elephant shrew), 495 nucleotides long. It is a transcript of the gene CUNH9orf85, whose product is annotated as chromosome unknown open reading frame, human C9orf85. The record is from RefSeq and is a predicted model, not a curated record. The transcript is spliced from 4 exons. Bases 19 to 495 code for a protein of 158 amino acids. NCBI's taxonomy places the organism in Eukaryota, Metazoa, Chordata, Mammalia, Macroscelidea, Macroscelididae.
GAGGUCGUGGUUACCACAAUGAGUUCCCAGAAAGGGAACGUGGCUCGUUCCAGGCCUCAAAGGCACCAGAAUGCGUUUAGCUUCAAAAAUGACAAGUUUGAUAAGAGUAUUCAGACCAAGAAAAUUAAUGCAAAACUUCAUGAUGGAGUCUGCCAGCGGUGUAAAGAAGUUCUCGAAUGGCGUGUGAAAUACAGCAAAUACAAACUACUAUCAAAACCUAAAAAAUGUGUUAAAUGUUUACAAAAGACAGUGAAGGAUUCUUACCACAUCAUAUGCAGACCCUGUGCUUGUGAGCUUGAAGUUUGUGCUAAAUGUGGAAAGAAAGAAGAUAUUGUUACUCCGUUUAAUAAAGAGGAAGAAAUAACAGAAAAUAUUGAAAAUAAUCUAAGUUCCAGUAGUAGAAGGAGCUGCGUAAGAGAUGAAGAUGAGAGUGAUGAUGAUGUGGAUCUUCAUGUUGAUUUGGAUGACUCACGAGAAGACAACCAAGUGAACUGA